GUGAAAUUGAGCUCGACACGUCGAGAUGACACCGGUGAUGUCGAUGACAUUUUCACACAUAUUGGUCAGCAGUACCGUUAGACAAUCAGCCAAGUAGGACUUUUAGCGGUAAACAUCAGUCAAUCGUCGCCCAUCCGUAUUCAUCAACGAUGGAGUCUUUGUACCACCAAACCAACAAACUAUUGCACGAAGUGCAAGGCGACUUGGGGAAGAUGGAACGCUGCCCAGCUGACAGUGUUCACAUUAUCGAAAAUGAAGUUCAGGCGAAGAUUGAUCACGUUAUAAGUAAUUCAGAACGACUUACGAUGCUAGUCAACAAAGAACCCCCAACUCGCAGAGCAAACGCCAAACUAAGAGUGGACCAGCUGAAGUACGACUGUCAGCACCUCCAAGCUGCCCUGCGCCAAUUACAGCAUAAAAGAUAUGUUCGAGAAGAAGAAGAGAGGGAAAGAGAGGCUCUUCUCACAACAUCCUUCACCGCCAAUGAUGACACGUCCAUCUUUAUUGACGCAUCUGUUCAGCAUCAUAGCCGGCUUCAAAAUGCCCACCGAGGGUUGGAUGAUGCGAUUGGCUCCAGCUCUAGUAUCUUGGAGAAUCUUCGGGAUCAGAGAGGUACUCUGAAGGGAGUUCACAAGAAAAUUUUGGACAUUGCUAACCAUCUUGGUUUGACUAAUACAGUGAUGAGAAUUAUUGAACGAAGAACUGCUCAAGAUAAGAUUUUGUUCUUUAUUGGUGUCAUAGUCACAUGUAUCAUUAUGUAUCUUGUGUGGAAGUAUUUUUCAUAAGUCCGUUGUUGCCUGUGAGAUAUUCCAUUGCCAUGUCAUUCAAUCAGAAAUAAAUUAUUGUUGUUAAAUGCUUUUUUCUUA
This is a messenger RNA of Haliotis rufescens (red abalone), 866 nucleotides long. Its product is annotated as Golgi SNAP receptor complex member 2-like. The transcript has 2 exons. Gene Ontology annotation, cellular component: SNARE complex; Golgi apparatus; late endosome membrane. NCBI's taxonomy places the organism in Eukaryota, Metazoa, Mollusca, Gastropoda, Lepetellida, Haliotidae. The record is from RefSeq and is a predicted model, not a curated record. Gene Ontology annotation, molecular function: SNAP receptor activity; SNARE binding. The coding region runs from base 150 to 785 and encodes 211 amino acids. Gene Ontology annotation, biological process: vesicle-mediated transport; vesicle fusion.